This is a messenger RNA of Cajanus cajan (pigeon pea), 2350 nucleotides long. Its product is annotated as WD repeat-containing protein 26 homolog. Gene Ontology annotation, molecular function: protein binding. NCBI's taxonomy places the organism in Eukaryota, Viridiplantae, Streptophyta, Magnoliopsida, Fabales, Fabaceae. The record is from RefSeq and is a predicted model, not a curated record.
UCCAAACCAAACCCAAGGCCCAAAUAAUUUAGAAAAGCAAACCACAAAGAGAACAUAGGAAGGGUAAUGCGGGGUGAGGAAGAGGAGAAGAAGCUUAUAGAUUAGAUUAGAAAAAGAGAAAAGAGAAAAUAGAAAAAAAAGAGAAACUCAGUGGAAUAAUUGAUGAAAAAUUUCUCUAUAUAAACAGAUAUCCACACACGCCAAUCCCUUUCUCUUGCUUCGGUAACUGCAGAGAGAAGGAACAAGAAGAAAAGAGAAGAAGCGGUGCAAAGCACAAAAAGCAGAAGGAGGAAUCGGCGGUGCUUCUCCGGCGAUCGCUCAUCGGUGCCGGCGAACUUCAGAUCGCUGUUUUUGCUUCUACGAAAUUUGAUUUUUCCGGAGGCAUUUUUGUUAGAAUCUUGCAGUACUGGCUUUUUAAGCUCACUGGUGGAAAAUUGUUAUAUAUGGGCUGAGGUGUGCUUUUCAUGGGAGGUGUGGAGGAUGAAGAACCAGCUUUGAAACGCAUGAAAUUAUCCUCUAAAGGAUUAGUUGGUCUCUCAAACGGUUCGUCUUCAGAGGAGCCUGUUGGAGGCUCUUCAAGUGACUUGAUGGCUCGGCCCCUGUCAUCUGAAGGGGACGGCGAAGUUGUUGGUUCCAAAGGGGUUAUAAAAAGAGAGGAAUUUGUUAGGAUAAUCACUAAGGCAUUGUAUUCACUUGGUUACAAGAAGAGUGGGGCACGCCUAGAGGAGGAGUCUGGCAUAGCCUUGCACUCUUCUGUGGUGAAUCUGUUUAUGCAGCAAAUACUUGACGGCCAUUGGGAUGAGUGCGUAGUCACAUUGAAUAAAAUUGGUCUAGCAGAUGAAAAUGUUGUUCGGGCAGCCUUGUUUUUGAUAUUGGAGCAGAAGUUUUUUGAGCUUCUUGAUGGGGGAAAGGUCAUGGAUGCAUUGAAGACGUUGAGGACUGAGGUUGUGCCACUAUGUGCUGAUAGUAGUAGAAUUCGUGAACUUUCUUCCUGCAUGGUUCUUCCAUGUGGCCAAGUUGGUUCUUCUAGGCAAGAUAUUGUACCGGUGAGGUCUCGGUCAAAACUGCUGGAGGAAUUGCAAAAACUACUUCCUCCAACAGUAUUGAUACCUGAAAAGAGAUUGGAACAUUUAGUUGAACAAGCCCUUAUCUUGCAAAGAGAGGCUUGCCAGUUUCACAACUCAUUGGAUAAAGAGAUGUCGUUAUAUUCAGAUCAUCACUGUGGAAAAAGUCAGAUACCUUCUAGGACACUACAGGUAUUAGAAGCACAUGAUGAUGAAGUAUGGCAUGUACAAUUUUCGCAUAGUGGGAAAUAUUUAGCUUCAGCAUCAAAUGAUCGAACUGCAAUCAUUUGGGAGGUCGACAUGGAUGGUGGACUGUCAGUCAAGCAUAAAUUGUCUGGUCACCAGAAACCUGUUUCUUCUGUUUCAUGGAGUCCUAAUGACCAAGAGCUCCUCACAUGUGGCGUGGAGGAGGUUGUUAGGCGCUGGGAUGUCUCUACUGGUAAGUGCCUGCAAGUUUAUGAAAAAGCUGGUCCUGGCCUGGUCUCAUGUGCAUGGUUUCCAAGUGGGAAAUAUAUUCUUUCUGGCCUCAGUGAUAAGAGCAUUUGCAUGUGGGAUUUAGAUGGGAAAGAAGUGGAGUCUUGGAAAGGACAAAGAACCCUCAAGAUUUCUGAUUUGGAAAUAACAGGUGAUGGGGAACACAUGCUGAGUAUUUGUAGAGACAAUGCAAUAAUGUUCUUCAACAAAGAAACCAAGGAUGAGAGAUUUAUUGAAGAGGACCAGACAAUAACUUCCUUCUCUUUGUCAAAUGAUAGCAGAUUCUUGUUGGUUAAUCUUUUGAACCAAGAAAUUCAUCUUUGGAAUAUAGGUGGUGAUCCUAAACUUGUUGGCAAGUACAGAAGUCACAAACGCACACGGUUUAUUAUUAAAUCUUGCUUUGGCGGACUUAAGCAAUCUUUUAUUGCUAGUGGUAGUGAGGAUUCGCAGGUUUACAUAUGGCACAGAAGCUCUGGGGAUUUAAUAGAGGCAUUGCCUGGUCAUUCUGGAGCUGUUAACUGUGUGAGCUGGAAUCCAGCUAACCCACACAUGUUAGCCUCAGCCAGUGAUGACCGGACAAUUCGGAUAUGGGGCUUAAAGCGCCUGAAUGUAAAGUAUCCAAAUGUACGCAGCAAUGGCAUCCAUUACUGCAAUGGGGGCUAACUUUAGAUGAACUCAAACUAUUUCAAUUCCAUUUCUUUUUUAACAUUGCAAUUGUGUAAAUACCUUCACUAUCACAAGUAGACAUUCAUACCAAACAUGCAUCUGACUUGUCAUCAAUCUCAAAUAAAUUCUUGUUUCAUUUCGGCCUU